AUAACUUGGAAAGAGCCCACACACCUUUCAAAUAUAUAAUAUUUAAAAGAUCAAUCUUUCUCUCUCUCUCUCUCAAAGCUAAGCUCUCCUUUUUUUUAAUCUUUCCCUCUGUCUGUGAAGAAAAAAGAAUCAUAAAGAAAGGCCUCUUCUUCAAGAUCUACUUUGUUGGAACUCAAACUUAAGAUUGCAGAGAGAAAGAUAAGCUCCAGAAAUCAAUCCCUUCUCAUAAACUUUACCAUUGAGGUGCCUGCAAAGGAGGAAUUUCUUUCGAUAUUUUUGUUGUUCUUCUUAUGGACCGUGGCUGAGAAUAUCUAUCAUUUUAUGCUAACUCAAGUUAUUGGUAAAGUCCUGCACGAAUUAAAGGAAUCAACAACUUGUAUCAGGGAGAUGACCAGGAAGCUACAUACGUCUCAAGAGUGGUGUGUUAGGGGAUUGGAUUCAAGAAGUAGAUUGGCAUCUCCUGGUUGCAGUUGGGGCUGUAAUUUUGCCUUGUUAGCAGUUGCUGUUACACUGAUUUUGGAUAGUGAAUUUUAGAUGCCUGCUAGUCCUGCUGUGCCAGGGUUAUUGUUAGAUGUACACUCCUCUGUUAGCAAGCUUGGAGAAAUCAGGCUGGAUAGUUUGCUUUAUCUUGGACAAUCAUAUUUAGUAAAAGAAUUUGCUAAUGCCCUGCUGAAUGAAUUCUGAUGGGUAGCAUCAUCUCUCAGGAGAUUCAAUCAACAUGGGCAACCAUGUACUUGCUUAACUUUUUGGAAUUGGAGGUUCUUUCGCUAUUCUGAAGGAUUAUUUAGAUUCUGUACUGCACUGUGACUUGUAUAUUGCCUAAGUUUCUACUUUAGAACAUGGAAGCUGAGACUGGGAAUGGUAACCACCAUCCAGGUGUUCUAAAUCGGAUGCUUCCUGCUGUUUUACCUGUUCUUCUGAUAUCAAUUGGAUAUGUUGACCCUGGAAAGUGGGUUGCAACUGUUGAAGGAGGUGCACGGUUUGGUUUUGAUCUGGUGGCCCCCAUGCUUCUUUUUAACUGUGCUGCUAUUUUGUUUCAAUACCUGUCUGCUCGAAUUGGUAUAGUGACUGGGAGAGAUCUUGCUCAGAUUUGCAGUGAUGAGUAUGACAAAUCCACUUGUAUAUUCUUAGGAGUUCAAGCAGAGCUUUCCAUGGUUGUCUUGGACCUUACCAUGGUUUUGGGUGUUGCGCAUGGGAUUAAUCUUCUCUUGGGGGUGGAUCUGUCCACUGGAGUUUUUUUAGCUGCUCUUGAUGCUGUCUUAUUCCCAGUUUUUGCCACCCUCCUGGAUCAUUGUAGGGCAAGUUUCCUAUGCAUAUAUGCGGCAGGUUUCAUAUUGCUUUCUUAUGUUUUCGGAGUGCUCAUCAGUCAACCAGAAAUUUCUCUUUCCACAACUGGGAUGCUCACAAAGUUGAGCGGGGAGAGUGCAUUUGCCCUGAUGAGUCUCCUUGGAGCUAGCAUCAUGCCUCACAAUUUUUACUUGCAUUCUUUUAUUGUUCAGCAGCAUCAGGGGCCACCAAAUAUUUCCAAGAGUGCCUCAUGUCACAGCCAUCUUUUUGCCAUCUUGUGUGCCUUCAGUGGUAUUUGUCUGGUAAACUAUGUGCUGAUGAAUUCAGCUGCAAAUGUUUUCUAUAGUGCAGGCCUUGUCUUGGUUACAUUUCAGGAUGCAAUGUCACUAAUGGAACAGGUUUUUAGGAAUGGCAUAGUGCCCUUGAUCUUUUUGGUUGUUAUGUUCUUAUCUAAUCAAAUCACUGCAUCAGCCUGGAAUCUUGGUGGGCAAGUUGUUUUGCAUGAUUUCCUCAGGCUUGAUUUACCAGGUUGGCUUCAUCGUGCAACCAUCAGAAUUAUAGCAAUGGUCCCAGCCCUUUAUUGCGUGUGGACUUCUGGAGCUGAAGGGAUAUAUCAGUUGCUAAUUUUUGCUCAGGUUAUGGUGGCUCUUCUGCUUCCAUCUUCGGUGAUCCCCUUGUUUCGAAUUGCCUCAUCAAGACCCAUUAUGGGUGUUUAUAAGAUUUCUCCAGUUGUGGAGUUCCUAGCUCUGGUAACAUUCAUGGGGAUGCUGGGCUUAAAGAUAGUUUUUGUGGUAGAAAUGAUGUUUGGAAAUAGUGAUUGGGUUGAUAAUUUGAGAUUGAAUGCUGGAAUUAGCUUGUCAGUUCCUUUUAUUGCUCUUCUUGUUACUGCUUGUGCAUCGUUUUCUCUGAUGCUCUGGCUAGUGGCUACUCCUUUGAAAUCUGCAAGUUCUCCAAGUGAAGCUCGUGCAUUAAAUUGGGAUUUGAACAGAACUCUUUCUGAGGCAACUAUACAGAGGGUAGAAAAUGAUUUAUGUGAAACUAGAUAUCACGGAGAGGAAUCUGCUCAUGUACUGGAAAGAUCAUCAACACCAGAAGAAUCUAUUGGGAGUCGUUCAGAUUUAUCUUUUACAAAUUAUGAUCUGAAUUUGCCUGAAACAAUUAUGGAGUCUGACCGGGAAAUACAUUUGACUACUGUUAAUGAGAAGUCUUCUAAUAGUAUUUAUCCUAGUCCCUCAGCUUGUAACACCCAGGAAUCAACAUCCAUAAUCGAGUCAGCUCCCACUUUAGUUAAUGAGGUAGUCGAUGAUGAUAUACCUAGCACCAAGACUCAGAGGAUUGAAUCAAUGAAGACUGUGGAGAAAACAGUGAGUGUAGAGGGAGAUUUGUCGGUUGAAAAAGAUGAUGAUGAUGGAGAUAGUUGGGAACCAGAAGAGCCAUCCAAACCGCCUUCCGGAAGUGUUUCCUCUUUGACAGCAGAUGGCCCUCCUUCAUUUAGGAGCCUCAGCGGGAAAAGCGAUGAUGGUGGGAAUGGAACUGGAAGUCUCUCUAGGCUAGCAGGGUUAGGUCGUGCUGCAAGGCGUCAAUUAGCUGCCAUUCUUGAUGAAUUUUGGGGCCAGUUGUAUGAUUUUCAUGGGCAACCAACCCCAGAAGCUAAGAAAAAGAAAUUAGAUGUAUUAUUAGGGGUUGAUUCAAAACCAUUAAAGGUGGAUACAAGUGGAAAGGAGUAUGGUGAAUAUUUCCCUUUGGUCGGAGCAAGAGGAUCUGAUGCUAUUAAUUCAAGUCUGUAUGAAUCUCCAAAGCAACUUAAGGUGCAAAAUAGUGUUGAUUCGCCGUAUGGGUAUUCAAGAGGAUCUGUCCCCUUGUGGUCUAAUCACAUGCAGUUAUUGGAUGCUUAUGUUCAAAAUUCGAGUCACAAUAUCAAUUCUAGUGAAAGGAGGUACUCUAGUUUGCGUGCUGCCCCAUCUGCUGAUGCGGUGGAGUAUCAACCAGCUACAGUGCAUGGAUAUCAGCUUGCAUCUUAUCUCAAUCGAAUUGCUAAGGAUAAAAGCUCUAAUUGCUUGAAUGGUCAAAUGGAAUCACCGGCAUCAAAAUCUCCUGGCCUGGCCCCUACAAAUUACGGAGACUCCCUAGCUUUUGCAUUAGGGCAAAAACUGCAAAAUGGGAUAACUCCUGCUCAAGCUGCUGGGUUUCAGAAUGCUGCGGUUUCUAGAAAUAGUCCAUUACAAUCUGAAAGGUCUUAUUAUGACAUCAACUCUGGAACUAAUGGUAAUUCUGGCUUAUCAGUCAAUUCAAAGAAGUAUCAUAGUUUACCAGACAUAUCUGGGCUCUCUGUUCCUCUUCGGAAUAUGUACAUGUCUGAGAAGAGUGCUCAGUGGGACAGUUCCGUUGGAUAUGGGUCGGCAAUUGGUCGUACAAAAUUUGAAACAUCCAUGUAUCCACAUACUGGAUCAAGGGCCGGAGUUCCAUUGGCCUUCAAUGAGACUUCUCAAUUAAAGGGUUACAGAGAUCCUUUGUCCCUACAGUUGAGCUCAAGUCCAGAUACAGGAUCCCUUUGGUCCAGACAGCCUUUUGAGCAGUUUGGUGUAGCUGAGAAACAACAAACUGCUGGCAGUGAAGCACUUGGAAGUGGGUUGAACUCAUUAACUCAGGAUACUGCUUCUAGUGUGGAUUUAGAGUCCAAGCUUCUUCAAUCUUUCCGACAUUGUAUAGUAAAGCUCUUGAAAUUAGAUGGGUCUGACUGGUUGUUUCGACAAAAUGAUGGAGCUGAUGAAGAUUUAAUUGAUCGUGUAGCAGCCAGGGAGAAGUUUCUUUAUGAUGCUGAAGCCAGGGAGAUGAACCAGGUUGUUCACAUGGGAGAACCUCAAUACCUGUCUUCGGAAAAGAGAUAUGGUUCUUCACCAAAGAGUGACAGAGCAAGUUUUGCCAGCUUUUCAAUUUCAUCAGUUCCUAAUUGUGGAGAAGGCUGUAUUUGGAAAGCCGAUCUGAUAAUAAGCUUUGGAGUGUGGUGCAUUCACCGAAUUCUUGAUCUUUCGCUGAUGGAAAGCCGACCAGAGCUGUGGGGAAAAUACACUUAUGUGCUUAAUCGUCUCCAGGGUGUGAUAGAUCUUGCCUUUUCGAAGCAUCGAUCCCUGGUGCCCCCAUGCUUCUGCCUUCAAAUCCCCGUGGAAUACCAGCAGAGGUUAAGUCCUCUGGUCUCAAAUGGAUUUUUGCCACCAGCUUCAAAACCUGGCAGGGGUAAGAUUACGACUGCAUCUACACUCCUGGAUAUAAUUAAGGAUGUGGAGAUUGCUAUAUCUUGCCGGAAGGGUCGAACAGGUACUGCCGCUGGUGAUGUGGCUUUUCCAAAGGGAAAAGAGAACUUGGCAUCCGUACUUAAACGCUACAAGCGCCGAUUGUCCACCAAACAAGUCAGCACCCAUGACGGAACAGGAUCACGCAAGGUUCCAACAACUCCAAUGUUGGCUUCUUACAACUCAUAGCUUCCGUUCCACUCUCUCCCAAUUUAUGCUUGUUGAGCUGUUCGAUUUUGAAUGGCAGCUCAUGAUGCAGUAGCUCACUUCUCACAGUACUGUCAAAACCCAAAACCAACCCCCAUUCUUUCUCCCCCAUUCUCUCUCUGUGUGUAUUAACAGUCAUCGUUGCAUAUCUAAUUUCCAUGUAUGUGAUAUAUAUACCUAGGAUAAAAAAGUUGACUGGAUAUGUUGUAAUUACAGGAUUCAGGAAAAGAAAAACAAAGGGGCUUAGAACAAAAGUUGGAAAUUAUCUAUAAUAGCAAACUUUGUGGCUGAAAUUUGGAAUUUGGGUUUUUUCUUUUUCAAGUUUACCUAGAAGAUAAAAUUGACUAAAUUAAGGGACCAUGACAUCGGGCUCAAUUAUUGUGGAGACACUUGGAUGAUUACUAACCUUAAAACUAAAACAUAGCCCGCAACCACAAUUUUUAAUAUCUUCCACUAGUCUCUAAACUUCGCAACUUAAUUCAAUUUCAAAGUAGAUUAUAAUUAUAUUAGCCCUCACCAUUAAAAUCUAGAUGGGUUUUGUUUUAGUGAUAUCAUUUCCAUUGCUCUUGCUGGUCUUGAUCCUAGCCCUUGCGUUUUACCUUCUUGGUAGAGCUCAGGGUCGAAGGGAGAGACCUGCUCAAUACUUUGGGCCACCUGUGCCACCACCAGGUUCAGUUUCAGCUUCAUCUCCACCUACACAAGCGAAACCGUCCGAGGUUUAGAGAGUUGCUCAAAGAUUGGGUUUGUAUAAACACUAGCAAUAUUUUGGGUUUUGGUUUUUGCUUAAUAUUUGAUUCUUUCUGCAAAAUAUUAGCUUCAUAUUAUUUUCUGUGUUAUUCGUAACUUCCAAGUUUUCCAUUGAAUUCUGAAUGGAAAUUAUAUGAACAAGACGAAGCACCCACCUUCACUUUUA
This is a messenger RNA of Gossypium raimondii (Peruvian cotton), 5697 nucleotides long. Its product is annotated as ethylene-insensitive protein 2. Gene Ontology annotation, cellular component: membrane. The transcript is spliced from 8 exons. Lineage: Eukaryota; Viridiplantae; Streptophyta; Magnoliopsida; Malvales; Malvaceae. The record is from RefSeq and is a predicted model, not a curated record. Gene Ontology annotation, molecular function: manganese ion transmembrane transporter activity; cadmium ion transmembrane transporter activity. Gene Ontology annotation, biological process: metal ion transport; ethylene-activated signaling pathway. The coding region runs from base 840 to 4766 and encodes 1308 amino acids.